Messenger RNA from Oryza brachyantha (malo sina), 2589 nucleotides. RefSeq lists its product as uncharacterized. The transcript has 8 exons. The record is from RefSeq and is a predicted model, not a curated record. The coding region runs from base 31 to 2232 and encodes 733 amino acids. Lineage: Eukaryota; Viridiplantae; Streptophyta; Magnoliopsida; Poales; Poaceae.
UUUUGGCGCGCACCACUCGAGGCGGCGGCGAUGGAUCGUCUCCGGCAUCGGAACCCUAGAACCGGCCCUCCCACUUCCUCCUCUAUGAAGCCCCCGCGGCCCCCGCGCGGCCCGUCCUUCCAGCCACCAGCGCCGCCGAGGCCCCUCCCGGAGGCCUCCUCCCCAGGUGGAAGGCCAAGGAAAAAAGUUCGGUUUGCUACUGAAGGCAGCAGACAUCAGAUGUGCACGAGACAGGAUGCAAACACAGGCAAAGCUGAAAAAAGCAGACCCCAAGGUUGUGAUGCAAAAACUAGUGAAUACAAAUUCUUUAAGAAAUUGUGGGAUCAGUCAGGCCGUAGAUCUCAUUCUUUCUCCAAGCAAAACGAAGAAACACUAAUAGAACUGCAAAAUGUAAUGCCAGCCAGAAAGCUCCCUGUCCAGAAGAGCACUCUUUGUUCUGAGGAGACCCCUAAUACACCUUCUAAGAAUGAAGAAAUCUACCAUGAGCAAGUCAAUGAGAAAGCUUCCCAUUCUGAAUGUGUCAAUAAUGAUACACCUCAGUUAAAACCACGUGAUUACUUGACUGUUCAUGUUCGCACACCCAUAAAUCAGAUUUCCUUCGAAGCCGUAGGGAUUUCAAGAAACACUGCCAUAGAACCUUGGAGUGGACGGAUCUUUUCAGAAAAGAGAGGGAAAUUAUUAAAGCUAGCUGCAAAAACUGUGUCAAUGGAAAGUUCUGAGUUUUUGCAGAGAAGAUCAGAAUUUUUUGCUGACAUCCUGCAAAGGCUAGGCACCGAGAACAUGAUAAAAAAGCGUCCGAAGGAGUCCAUGAGACUGAUGAAGGUCUUCCAACAUAAUCACACUGGCACCGGAUGUCAUUUCAAAACUGUGCUUGAUUAUAGGCUUAGCGACUUUGAUUCGCAAACUAAACUGAGAACAGAAAAAGGUUCAUCCUCUUAUGCAACUCAGGAAGCCUGUCAAUUCAUGGCUUUGCCACUGGGACACGAUCAGGGCCUUACAGGUUCCCUUGAUUGGAAAAUGGAUUUACCUCACAGGGGCAAUGAAGCACGUGAGAGCAUGGCCUUACCAUGGGUGCACACUGUAAGUCCUUCAAACUCUGGUUGUAAAGGAGACACUGCUCACAACCAGAUUUCUAACUUGUUGCUAGAGGAUGUCCAACCACACACCAGAGGCAAAACAGCUUCAGCUAAUGAGUUGAACUGUAAUGUUGAAACAAGGUCAUGUGCUUAUCAUGGAUGGGCGCCUAUGUUGUCAGCUGGAUUCUCUGGGUCCAUUCCAAAUAGAUUUUCCAUGCCCUGUCAGAUUGAGGAGAAACAUGUGGUACCAUAUGAAAUAUCAAAUACCCACUGGCGACCUGGCCUCCGUAAACCUGUAGAACAAUGUUUUUCUCCUUCAGUUGAAUUGGAUGGGCAAGGCCAGGAGGCAGGAUUAUCUCUUAAGUGUGGUGUUGGGCUUCUAGAUCAAUGUAUUUCUAGGUCAGAUGGGCUGGAAAGGCAAGACCAACAUGAGGCGGGAGUAGUUAGUUCUGACACUGGACUUCUAUCUAGCUUCGACCAGUUAUAUGCGAAAUGCUCUGGUUCGAGCUUUUUUGAUACUAGAAAUGGAAUCCUCAAUCACAGUGAUUUUAGCUAUAUGUCCAACUUACCUGCAAGUGAGAGCAAAGAUAUUGUGUCAAAUGCAAACAGAAGUAGUCUGGAUCUCAUAUUUUCAACUUCAGAGCACCCUUUUCAAUUGGACUCAAAGAGGUUGCAUGAAACUUCCAUGUGUUUAUCUUCUUUGGCUGGACUGGAGGAUAAAUAUACUACGGAGGCUGGGAUUUUUGAUAAUACUGAUAUGGGGCCUAUACAGGGAUGGGACCAGUUACCUGCGAAGUUCACUUAUACAAGAUUUUCAAACUACACAUCUAGAACUCUGGAUCAUCACCAUCUCAGAUAUAUGCCUCCCGAGGAGAGUAGUACUUUGUCCAUGGAUGCAAACGGCGGUUGUUUGAACUCUCCAUCACCAUACACAGAUCAUCCUUUUAAGCAAGAUGGAAAAGGCUUGUGUGACUCUUCCACAGAAUUGUGGUCAUCAGUGCAUCAUCUCCAAUCUCAUGGAGAUGAUUUUGGAGCUGUGCCCGGUUUCAUGUCAGAGGAAAAUACUUGCAAUGAUUUGGAAGAUCACUGCAGUUUCAUGUUAGUCGAAGGAAACCCAAACGACUUGUGCACACCUGAUCUUUUGUUAUUCGGUUAAUGCUCUGCUAUGGAUGGCAUCAGGGAGGCUUGUGUGUCCUGAUGGCCUAAGGUCGUAGUCCACUCCAAAUUGCACCUUCCUCUAUUGUUUUUUGUCCAGGCUGAUUCUGUUGGCAGAUGAUACCUUUCAAUGAAUGUGUCUUGAAUGUUGAGUGUACAUAUGUGUAUGUAGAUGAAGUUAUGAGAGAUUCACAGAUGUUCACCUGAUUUUGGAAAGGCUUGCCUUGUCCAGCUACAAGCCUACAAGGAAUGAAUGCUAAUUAUUUCUAUUAACACUUCUAUAGAAAAAUAUCUAGGUUUAAAACAUCCUAUACUCCAAAUGAAAUUGCUCAAGCUGAUGGUGCGUUGUUAUAAAUAA